Molecule: messenger RNA, 2161 nt
Organism: Nezara viridula (southern green stink bug)
Lineage: Eukaryota; Metazoa; Arthropoda; Insecta; Hemiptera; Pentatomidae
Source: the annotation of a GenBank genome assembly
UAAAACCAAAGAUGGAAAAAAACAUAUGACUUACUCAUUCUCUAUUGAUAAACAAAUUUUAAGAGAUAGAAAUUGUAACCUUUAUGUAAAUAGUUUUUUAGAAUUCUACAAAAUUUCAAACAAUGGCGACGAAAGGUGGAGAACCAGAAGAAAAAAAAAGAUAUCAAAUUCCUACGUUUGUUUACAAUCCCUAUCAUAUAAACCUAUGGGCGGGAGAUUAUUUAAAUAAAAGACAAAAAUAUUUUCCAGCAAUCAAGCAAUACAAUGCAGCCGAAGGUAAUGCAAAUGUGGAUCGUGAAAUGGUUCCAAUGUAUGAAGAAAGAAGUAUUGCUUACCUUCACACCUGGAACCUCAAAGCUACAGAAAGAGACAUUCGGGAAGGAUUGCAACUUUGUCCGAAUAAUACCAAGAUAAUGCUCACCCUCGGCGAUUUAUAUUAUCAGAAGAACCAAUUUGAAGACGCACUAGGAGCUUAUUACAGAGGCCAUUUAAAAAAACCUAGAUCUCCAAAAUUUAUUCAUGGGAUUUGGGCGAUAUCAAUUUUUAAUUCCAAGUAUAAGUCUUGGGCAGUCUACAGGUACGACUCUGAAUUCCCUCGGAUCCAAAGUGGGCAAUAUUAUGAGUAAAAAAAGGCUUGGCGAUGUCGUAGUGCAAAUGAAGUUAAAAGAACUUGGACAUGUACCGGAAGGUGGCCAUAAUGAAAUAGCUAGAAGGAGAAAAGUCAAAAAACUUAAAAGAAUAAAGGAUGCAUAUAAUCAAAUUUAUUUAAAAAGAGCGGCAAAGGAUCAUGAUCUUUUAAAAUCUUGUCUUGAUGAUGGUUCGUUAUUUCUUGGUAAUAAAAAACAAAACCAGCUCCUUCGAAAAAUUCUGGAAGAUGCAUUGGACAAAUUACUUGCUGCUAAGACUGCUCUAUGGAGAAGAGAACCGUUGUAUACCCGAGAACAAGAUGUAUUGUCUAAAAGAUUAAAGCUUCAUAUUGCCAAUAAACAAGAUAGUAAAAAAGCAGAUCUGGAAAUAGUCGUCAAUCUCAGAAUAGCCUCUCUAGACCAUGCUUUCCAUGAGGAUAACCAUCCGGAAUGUUUCAAAACAGGAGAUGAAUUAAGAAGCUUUUUAUUUUUACAAAGCGAAAGAGAUUUACCGUCCAAAAAUGAUGCUAUGGUAACAGUUAUCAGCAUACUCGGUGACCUAUUUCUAAAACAUAAAUCUCUUUUGCCAACAACUGGUAAUGAAAAUGAUGAAAGAUUGAUGGUCCUUUUCGGAUUUCAAAAACCACAAUCAUUAACUCACGAACUUUUUUGUGAAAAAGGUUUUCAUCCUAAAAUACCCAAGCUAAGACAGUUUCUUGAAGCAAAGUUGGCUGACUUGAAACAUACUACUCAACCGUUGGAGAAAGCAUACUUAUGUCACGAAAUAGGCGUGGCCUACUGCUUUAAAGGGGUUCCUUUCGUGACAAAAAUAUAUGCAAGGGAGGCAAUAUUUGCAUCGAAAGCCGCUAAAGAUCGGAAGUGGCUUCUUAAUUCUAUGUUCUUGCUCGCCAGAUCUGAAAUUCAACAAGGGAAUAUGAAUCAAGGAAGGGUCAGCCUUAACGGUUUAAUGGCAGCUGCUGAAAAGUUUAACUACCCAAACUUAAAAUAUUUAGCCAUCCGAGCGUAUGAAUUAACUACACUAAAAGGUUAUUCACCAGCAUCAAAUACAUAUGGGGACUUUGAAAAGAAAAUUAUAAGUGCUAUGUGUACACAUGAAUAUACUAUCGCUGCAAUGAAAUAUCUUCAAAAAGCUCAAUCCAGUCCAGCUGAUAAACGUUUCCCUUCAAGCAGAGAAGGUGAUCAAAGUAAUACAGAAAGAAGAAUACCACUUGAAGAAGAUCAGAGCUACUAUCAAGCUUUGUUUGAAUCUAAGAGAAGAGCUACUCUCUCUGUCAUCGAAGAUCAAUUUUAAAAAAGUUAAAAUAAAGCCUUGAGUUGAAGUUGUUGUGAUUUUUACAUUGAUUAAAGAGGACGAUAUGGCCGACAACGUUGGUACAUGGGUUCCAGAGUGCCCGAUUCUGAAAUUGUGGUCUGAAUUUUAUUAAUUUUUCUACUGUAUAUAUAUAUUUUUUUUUUUUCUCGGUUGGCACUACAGACCAUGAAGAUCUUUGGCCGCGAGAUGUGGUCUCCUUACA